UAUUGUCAUGGUAAGGAUUCCUCUAAUCGAAGACAUCUAGACAGGCUAGACAUGGAUGAACUUUCAUUGGACACUCUGGAAAGAAUAAAUGCAUUUAAAUAAUGUAUUUUAUAUCACAACGAUCUCAUACCUAUGAAAAAUUGAAAUAUUCAUAUCACAUUCUUGGAGUCAAAAAUGAAAUAUGCCUUUAUGAAAAGGUUGUGUCUAAUAGGUCCUUAGACAAUGGAAUGGCUGUUUAAUAAAUUAAGUAUGAAUAUUUACUGAAUAUGAAAAGAUAUUUAUGGGGAUUCCAAGAAUGACUGAUGAUUUGUGACUGAAUUGCAGCAAUAAUUCUCCAAUUAAUUGAACUAUAAUGGUAUAUUUUGUUUU
Messenger RNA from Paramecium sonneborni, 369 nucleotides. The record is from the annotation of a GenBank genome assembly. NCBI's taxonomy places the organism in Eukaryota, Ciliophora, Oligohymenophorea, Peniculida, Parameciidae.